Messenger RNA from Menidia menidia (Atlantic silverside), 1807 nucleotides. The record is from the annotation of a GenBank genome assembly. Lineage: Eukaryota; Metazoa; Chordata; Actinopteri; Atheriniformes; Atherinopsidae.
GUCAGCGAACGCACAUGUCAAUAUUCGCCCCACGCACGUGAACUCCAGCUAAGAGUAAAGUUAUGUCCAAAGCUAAACAGAAACGGGCCAAACGGCUUGGCUUCCUUGGAAAAUUGAAGACCAAAGAUGGACGAACGGGAGAUUCUUCUGGGAAUACAGAGCAGUCAACUCUCCGGAGUGUGAAAGACUCCAGAAAACCAGAGGAAGUCAGAAAGCAAAGACUUCAGGAUCUCCAGGAAAAGCAGAAACUGUCCAGAGAGCGUGAGAUGAUGAAGAGGAGGAACCUGCAAAGCUUCCAGAAUGACAUCCUGCAGAGACAGAGAGCAUUUGACCUGAAGGAGACAGACAUGCAAAACUUGGAGAAACAUGUCAACUUUGAAAAUGAGAAUUCAAGGAAGGCAUAUUACAGGGAAUUUAAAAAGGUGGUGGAGGCCUCAGAUGUGAUUUUGGAAGUUUUGGAUGCGCGUGACCCUCUGGGCUGCAGGUGCCCUCAGGUGGAACAGGCAGUCAUCCAGAGUGGAACUAACAAGAAGAUAGUUUUAGUCCUUAAUAAGAUUGAUUUGGUGACGAAGGAGAUUGUGGAAAAGUGGAUUAAGUACCUUCGCAAUGAGUUUCCCACAGUGGCCUUCAAAGCGUCAACUCAGCAACAGUCGAAGAACUUGAAACGCAGCAACGUGCCGGUUACACAAGCCACCUCGGAGCUGCUUAGCAGCAGCGCGUGUAUUGGAGCAGACUGCUUGAUGAAGCUGCUUGGGAACUACUGCCGCAACCUGGACAUAAAGACGGCCAUCACUGUUGGGGUUGUAGGUUUUCCCAACGUGGGCAAGAGUAGUUUGAUUAACAGUCUGAAACGGGCACGGGCGUGCAACGUUGGAGGCACACCGGGUGUCACAAAAUGUCUUCAGGAAGUGCAUUUGGACAAACAUAUCAAGCUUCUUGACUGUCCCGGCAUCGUCAUGGCGACGUCAACCACAGACGCGGCGAUGAUUCUUCGCAACUGCGUGAAAAUUGAACAGCUGCUGGACCCCCUCCCGCCCGUUGAAGCCAUCCUCCGACGCUGCAACAAGGCCCAGAUCAUGGAGCACUACAGCGUUCCAGACUUUCAGACCGCUCAGGAGUUCUUGGCGCUGCUCGCACGACGGCAAGGGAAACUAAGGAAGGGAGGGCUGCCCGACUCUGACAAAGCAGCUAAAAGUGUACUUAUGGACUGGACGGGAGGAAGAAUCAGCUACUUCACACACCCUCCGGAGACCCACACCCUGCCUACACACGUCAGUGCUGAGAUUGUUACAGAGAUGGGUAAAGCCUUUGACUGGGAGGAGAUGGAAAAAGGAAACCAAGAGGUUCUUGCAGAGUCUUCCUGUCAUGACAUCCAAAUGGGAUUCUGCAUGGAAACUGCUGGUAUGACACAAGGUAGUCAUGAAGAGCCACAUGGUGGAUUAGAAAUGGGAGAGUCUGUGGAAGAGCCAGCAUUUAAAGAGGAAACCGUGUCUAUGGAGGAUGAUCAGGAUCCAGAGUUUGGACCAAUGACGGUAGAAAUAAGAUCACAAAAGAGGACUGACUCACCAGCAAAUGACGCAGCUCCCAGAGCUCCGAAUUUGAAGGAUAUUGUGAACGUCGAUCCUCUGCAGCAAGGCCAGGCGCUCGUGGCUGCCAGUAAAAAAAGGAAAAAGCAACAGAAAAGAGCUGACAAAAUUGCCACCAAACUGUCAGACACGCUCACCUCUGCCAUGGACUUUUAAUUUUCAGAUGACUGAAAUCAAGAUUUCAAAUAAUUUAAAGAAAUUCAAAUAAAAACUCAAAACAA